UGUGAUAAUUUUUGACACAUCGAGUAUCGACACAAACAACAUUUCGCAAUUCGCAUUUUCCAAAUAAUAAAUUUAUAAUUUUUUGCAUUUUUAAGUAUUGCUGCGAAAUGAAAGUGUUCCGAAAUAAAACGAAAAGUAAACUGUGGUGAUCUACGAGAGUGACAAGAUGAUCGGUUUAAACGUCGUGCCAUUGAGUGCACUCAGUGGCGAAUCUCGUAAUUUGCUAUCUGAGCGUUUAAAUCCAUUAAAAGUGCUACCUAUUCUUAGCCCCGAUGAGUUAACCAGACACAGAGAUUGGAGAGGCGUAGCAUCUCUAGUACCUAUAACAGCGGAAGCAGCAGCCAAUAUAAAUUCAGUUCAAGACAAAAUGGGUCGAGUCUUGGACAUAUGGCUGAGCAGGAACGAUGGCACAGCUAACGUAAGCCGGCUGCUGGAUAUCUUGCAAGUGCUAGAUAGAUAUGACGUGUGUGAGGAUCUAUUAGAAUUGGCCAGAGACAACAGACUUUUGAGACAAGAGAAUCACAACAACAACAACAACAACCAGGUGGUGUUUGCCAUAGACGGCUCGGACGACAACAUCAUUACGUACGACGACAAGAUGUACUGUUCGCCGCAGCACUACCACGCCUACGUGCUUUACGCCAAGGAAGACAAGAGUUUCGUUGACGAGUUGCUCACCAGAAUGAGGAGUGAGGGGUUCAAGCUCUGUACGGAGGAAGACCUGCUGCCGGGGCACGCGACGCAGUUCGAGCCGGUGUCGCGCCUCAUAGCAGAGCGCUGCCGGUACAUCGUGCUGGUGUACUCGCCCGACUUCCUGCGCAGCCCCGCCAUUGCCUUCUACAUGAACCUCGCGCAGGCCGAUGCCAUCAAUAAGAAACAGAGUAAGAUCAUCCCGCUGAUGUACCGCGAGUGCGCCGAGCAGCUGCCGCGCCACCUCGCCUACUAUCACAACCUGCGCUACCCGCAGAACGGCGUCCGCCCGCCGUACAACUUCUGGGAGCGCCUGUCCCACUCGCUGCGCAUCGUCGACCGGCCCAGGAUGAACAGCGCAACAGAAGCAACACUUUCAAAACUUAAAAUAGUAGAAGAAAUAAACUCGCAAAUAAUUACGACAGACUAUAAAGUACCACAGGUUAAUGGAUACAAAACCAAUUUGGCUCUACCAGAGAUACCUAAAGAGGCGUCCUCGUUAAUAGACCUGCGAUCACAGGAACUAGAACUACCCUCAAUAGAUUCGUUCGAGACGAUAUCUUUGAGCAGUGCGAGUCACAGUAGCGAAGGGAAGAAGAAACAUGGAACCUUCAGGAAGAUUAUAAACACUUUUCGGGGGAAGAAGCACAAGAAAGCGAUUGCACUUGAAGAUUAGUGUAUAUAAAUGUAUGUAUUUUACAGUUGAAUUUGAUAUUUAUCGUCAAUAGGGAUGAUGACAGUUUUUAAAUUGUAUAUAAAUUAAGACCAAAGUAUUUUGUAGCAGUAACAGGGUGUCUGCGAUCAUUGCUAUCGGAGCUACAGGGAUUUAAAGGGUAUAAAACGCUCCAUACUAAAUGGUUCCAAGGAAUGACGUCAUCGCUUAUAUAGAAUUGUAUGGGCGUUCAAACGAAAUUACAAGUAUAUUUGUUAUUUGUUUAUUAUGUAUUAAUAAUUAAUUAAUGUUGACCUUAUUUACCCGAUACAAAUCAGUAUAUUCAAACCUAGUCAUCAUCCCCAUUAAAAAUUAAGAACAUAUUGUUCACCUUUUUUUAUGACAGAUAAAUAAAUACUAAAUCAGAUACUGGUGAGUUACGCUUGCAAUCCAAAAAUGCAUGCAAUGCAAUCCCGUCAUGUGUGUGUAAUUUUACCAACCUUAGCCUUCAGACCUAAACACAACAUAAUGUAGGUGUGCAUUUGUGCAACCUCAGAUCUCAGAAAGGGUCUUUUCUUCAAAUGAAUAUUUAAUUUUUAUAACUCAGAUUCAUAAUUUUCAUCAUCAUAUCAGUCGAUGGACGUCCACUGCAGGGCAUAUGCCUUUUGUAGGGACUUCCAAACGUCACGAUCCUGAGCCGCCUGCGUCCAGCGAAUCUAAACCAAGAAAGGUAAUUUUAGUGUGACUAAAAUUAUCUUAUUUAAUGCGUCUCAAAGUUUAAAAUUGCGUAUACUUUUAUUCGACCUGUUUAAUUGACGAAGCAAGAGGUAAAGUGGAUUUCUAGGUUCAUUUUGCACAUGUUCAAUUUUCAUGUCUUAUAUUUUAGCAAAAAUUUGCAAAAGGAAAUAUCAUGUUUAAAUAGGUACUAAAUAUUUUUGUUGAUAUUUUUUUAUCAACAAAAAUAUUUAGUAUCUUGAAUUAUUAGAUUACUAGAUUUUGGUGAUCACAAAUUGUUAAUGUUGUUCAUUAAAUCAACAAGCUUUUAAGUUUGCUCAAGAUUUUUUGUAACAGUUAAAAAUUUACAAUAUAUUUAUGUAGAAGCUGGUUAUUAAUAUGUUACAGAAAUAUCUAUUAUAUAAAAAAGAGAUUAAUUUUAAGUUUAUUUAAGAUAGUAGAAGUAUGCCAGGCAUCUAGAUAUUAAGAAUUAUUAUUGAGGAAAGUCGAAAAAUGAAAAAAAAAAAUGUUUUAAAGCUACCAAGUAAAAAGUAAAAAGUUUUUUUGUUGAAAUACAAAUCAACAACUAAUUUGUGAUCGAACUGUGACCGAGAUUUUGUAUUACGAUAAAAAUUAAUUAAUAAUUAAUUUUAAGACUAUUGUAGUAUGAUAUUCGAGCGAGACAUCGUGUAUAUGAUGCCCCUCUAAACUGACGAUUAUUAUAUGAGAUGGAAUUUAUUCAUAGUCUUAGAAAUAUGUAAAAUGUGGGCGUAUGCUGUAAUAUUUUUUGUCAAAAGGUGUGUUGAAAGUUUUGUGUCUUCCUGUCCUGCCCCUGUAGCCAUGUGGCACGGCGAUUCUCUUUCUACAAUCGCAAACGCUCGAAAACUAAAAAAUGUAUGGGAAUGACAGAUCUUGAUCACGUGACCAGUCGAUAGCAAAUGUCAUUCCCAUUCAUUUUUCUAAUUUUCGAAGCGUUUGUGAUCGUAGAAAGAGAAUCGACGUGCUUGGCUACAGGAGCUGUUUUUAAUGUUGUUUAUACACACUCACCAAUGGCAAUUAAAAUAAGUGUAGUAGGUAGUACUUGUAUAUUAAUUACUGAAUCGUACAUGCAUACAUUAUAUUGUAAUUUUCAAUGAACUAAUUUGCAACUCAAAUAAAUAUUUGCUACUGUGUAAAAAUAUAAUACAGCAUAACCCCGCUUGAUUAAGGCAAGCGCACAUGUGUUUGGUAUGCUUAACGAAUUGCAUCACAAAAUAUUGUAGGUAUUACUUUUACCACACCUUUGUAAAUGUGCAACAAAAAUCAUUUAUAUUGAUAAAAUUGUUGAUAUUAAAAAAAACAUGUAUGUAUAUUAGAAGAUAUUAACAAGAUGCCUAUUUAAAUCAAAAUAAAAAUUAAAGGAGAUGGUCCAAAAUUGUAUGGAGCCCAGGAUCAGUCAUUGUACCCUAACGGAAAUAAAAGAAGAUAUUUUUUGUUUUGAUUAUACAAAUCUACGAAUUUAAUUCUUUCGAAAUAAUACUUAUUAUCUCCCAAGAAAUGCAACAAUAGUAAGAGUGAUAAUGGCAGAUAGAUGACGUUUUUAACGCAGUAAUCGAUUUGACGUUUGCUGUCAGUUGUCAUGUCAUAAUUGCUCUAUGUGCGCCAUCUUGAUAUAACUCAAAAUCUUGGGUUUUUAUUUCUUUUUAUUUAGUUAGAUUUAUUCACUUUAAAAACUUUUAAUAAAAUCCUUGUAUUUUUUAAAUUUUAAUCCUGAAAUGGACCAUCUCCUUUCACAGAGAGUCCAUUAGUAGUAAAAUAAAUCCGAUUCACGUCGUAUAUUCUCCUGUAAUUAUAUACGCUUAUAAUUUUGGAAAUUAUUGGAUACACUAGUACGACAUACUGACUUUUACUGUGUGCGCUGUUGCAUAACUAGCUUAGGAUUAAAACAACUGCUACUCAUAAUGGUAUUAUAACUACAAACUGUACAGAUACAACUCAGAACAAAAUCAAAUAUAUAUCGGCACCUUUUAUAAUGUAAGUAAUGUAAGUACCACAGAAUAGAGAAUGAGACAGAAUGAGUCUUUACAAGCUGCACAGUGAAGAUGGUGAAAAAACACGCCACGCGUGCAUCUCCUUGAAAUUCUCAUAAAUCCUACUAUUAUACAAACUCUUUUCAUAAUUUGUGUUUCACAAACAAUAAUUACGUAAAUUAAUAUCAGAGCAGAAUAAUAAUCAAUAACAACCUAUAAAAAAAUACUCCAUAUUACAUUUUUAGUAUUUGUGAACAGUUUUUAAACUAUUCAGAAACAUAAAAGGCGCUAUUUUUCUUGAAUAAUAUUGAAUAAUAAUGGUGCGACGCUUUGUGUCGUACUGAUACCAAAAUGUAAUAAUUUUUGAAUUUGUAUUUGGAACGGCUGCAUCACUGCCGUGUUCCGUGCACUCUAUCUAUUAUUCUUUAAUCUGUGGUAAGUAGUAUAAAUUCAUGGUUUUGCCAAAUAGAAUUUUCCAUUAACGUUCAAUUCAUUUGGCGAUUUGACAGUUGUAACGUUAAACAAUAUUCAAUAAUAUUUUCUCAAAAUAUAUUAGAUGUUUUUUAUCUAUGGCUUACGUGACAUGUGACACGUGAAUUUCAAAUUAAUUAAUUCAUUUAUUUCUAUUAGAAAAUAAGAUAGUAUAGACCUCAUUCGCACGAGAGCUUUUUUAACGAACGUUAAAAAAACUCGUGCGAAUGAGGUCUAAGAGAUAUGAAAUUAAAAUUCAUAUUUUUCUGAAACUGUCGAAUAGCCAAAUGGAUGAAAUAUUUUUUUCCCCUCCAUGAAUGACCUAAUGAAUAUUUGACCUAAGAAAACUAGUUUUUUAGAAUUUUUUAAUUGAAUUUAAUUAAUAUAAAAAUGUGUAGAAUAUUAUGUGUAGUUUAUCAAAUUUUAACAUGUAACAAGGUUACCUAUAGAUUUGUUUUCAAAUCUAAAAAUGCUAUACAAUGAAUUUAUUAGAGGUGCUUCCAAAUAUAAAAUUUUACUGUAAACAAGUCCCCUUAAUACGAGAUGGAACACAUCGAAAUGAUCUAUGGUUUGUAAUUAUUAUUAUCGAAAUGUGAUAUUAGAGUAAUCCACACUUAGUUUUUUGAAAUUCGAAGUCAUGUACAUUGAAAUUGUUUAUAUUAAAAAGGCAUGCCUAGACUAUACACUAGGGCACACUAGGGCAGUACAGCUUUUAAAAAAUUAAAGGGUUUAUCAUAUUUUAAUUAUUUAACUUAUUCCUAGGUAUUUAAAAAAAAACACCUAGGGGCAGCACCGGGGUAAGGUACCAAUCGACAUAAUAUGUCCGUCAAAUUAUAGUAAGCAACACUUUUAUCGUAACAAUUUUAGUAAAAGUAACAUUCGGUUUUUGUCGGUUACGGUAAUCCAACGGUUAACAGUCGAUUGGUUUUGAAUUCUCUAUUGAUAACAACUUCAAAUGUAUAUAUGUAAUAGAAUUUACGGAAGAUAAUGUACUAUGAUGAUUUUAAUAGAAAAUUCAACACAUUUGUAACCCUACCAGCGACGUGUGGUAUCUCGUAUUAUGGAAUAUUUUGUUAAUUUUUAUUCUAUUGAUGUUAAAUUUAUAAAACCUUAAAAAAUGAAAUUACUAUGUUAUAUAUUUUAAUAAAUACUUUUUAAAAUUA
Bicyclus anynana (squinting bush brown) is the source of this 5699-nucleotide messenger RNA. It is a transcript of the gene Myd88, whose product is annotated as myeloid differentiation primary response protein MyD88. Gene Ontology annotation, biological process: Toll signaling pathway; innate immune response; defense response to Gram-positive bacterium. The record is from RefSeq and is a predicted model, not a curated record. Gene Ontology annotation, cellular component: plasma membrane. Gene Ontology annotation, molecular function: Toll-like receptor binding; TIR domain binding. The coding region runs from base 167 to 1366 and encodes 399 amino acids. The transcript has 6 exons. Lineage: Eukaryota; Metazoa; Arthropoda; Insecta; Lepidoptera; Nymphalidae.